CGGGUACUCCGGCUUUCCUCCACCUCCAAAACCUGGCACGUCCUUAAAUGACCCUGGCUGUUAAUAGGACGUCAAACAAAAACAAACAAACAUUUGUAGCAAAUUUAUAAGUUGCUGUUGGUAGUGAUGUCGCUUUUUAUUGGCUAUGAGUUGCUAGUGGUUUAAAGGAAGUCCUAAAUCUUUCAGUUAUGAAUGUAAUCAAAUGAUUAUAAUUACCUUGUAUUCUAUCUUUACACUAUAACGUGAAAAAAUCAUGUCUAACACAAUGUUGUACUUCUCUGAUUCAGGAUGAGUCUCUGGAUUAAUUUGACCGAACUCGAGGGGCGGCAGCAAAUGUAUAUUGCUCGAUAAUUGCUAAUUUAUUUGUGUCUAGUAUAUUAAUACAAUAAUGAAGACGCGUUCGACUCUCCUCUAGCCGAACACCGCCUGACAUUCUGUACGUACACAGAUGUCUGAUGUGUUGUAUUUAUCCAGUGUCAUAUUUGUCCCUUAAAAUUUAUCCUGCAACUGUCAUCGCAUUUACGGCAGUGACGGAAAACAGCUGUAUUUUAGAAUCUUUGCACGUGCGUCAAUUCGACUUACCUACUUCCAAGUAAAACAACAAUUAACUAAAGGCGAACAUAUUUGGGACAUUGUUGAUACCGUUUUACAUAGAAAUGCUUAUUUCUGAUGACUGUUGCAUGAUAAAAAGAAUAUAUGGUCAGUGUCUUAAAAUAUAAGCUGUAUUUUUGGCUCGAGACAGAAAGACAAAAGUGGCUCACCAAUUUGCAAGGCUCGCCACUUUUAUCAUUCUUUACCCUCACCCAAAUAGAGCUUAUAUUUUUUAAGACACUGACUAUGUAUGCCCGAUGUCCGAUUUUAGGGCCAAAGGAAACUCGGGUUAUCCAUUCAAUUAUCCAAUGGGAUAAACAACACAAAAUACAGAAAUGUAUUUCACUUCGACAGAUUUAUGUAACAAAUAAUUUUCUACGCAACAAUAUGGACAUAAAACAUGUAUGUCCUACAAACAAAGGAUUUCAUUUGAUUAUAUAAAUUGAUCAUAAACUUAAUUCGUUUUGAAUACACUUCCAGAUUCCUCCCCGUACCACUGAUUACCAAAACAUUUGUAUAUGCAUAUCAUUUCUGAAAUUAAUAUAAUCUUUUGAAUUCUAUUUCCGCCAAAACUCACAUUUUUUUUUUAUAUUAAUGUAAACAUUAAAUACAUACGUCUCUGAUGACACGUACACUUACGGGUAACACGCGGUGAGGUCAUCACGCCACCUAUUGGGCACUUCAUAACACAGAGAACAUAAUUUCACGCUAAAUUUCUAACCGGCAAACGGUUGACAUUAUAUCUAUAGUAUCAAAUUAAACACUAAGCUAUGAGCGUUGCCUCCCUUCCCACAGCCAAAAAACCGCGGGAACUCGCGAUCGACAGGAAGUUGAUGUAGCUGCAACAAGACAUAUGGCGGGAGCUGUGUGAGGCUGGACUGUCAGUUUCUUGAGCUUUUGGCUCGUCUACAUCAGUGCAAUUGAAAACAAUAACGAUUAUGGUAUUGUUAGAAUUGGCAGAUUCUUUAACUAAGGAGAUGUUUUCUUACGACACUGGGAAGAACAGCACCAAACCCAACCUCCUCAUCUUUGAUGCCAUCCUUCCCAAUGCCACUGUAUUUCUUGGAAAUAUAACUGAAACUGUGAUUGGCUGUUUUUCCUGGUCGUCGUCCAAUCAUUUUCUGUUCCAAGUUGCCAAUGUUGUGAUUUUGAUUGGCCUAUGUUUACCAGAUAGGAAAAAUGGAGUUCUCUUUAUGCACAGUAGUUUUGUGCUGGGUUUCCUGUUGCUCUCGGUGUGGUCCUGGGUGAUUCUGUGUGCUCCAGACUUUUUCUCCUGGAACUUUGCGUUCAUGGUGAUCAAUGCUUUCCAAGCGCUGUUUAUCAUGUAUAAUAUCCGACCAGUCAAGUUCUGUGUGGAGCUGGAGGAAAUAUAUGUUCAGCUGUUUCAACCACUAAAGAUACCUAGGUCGCUGUUCAAGAAGCUGAUCUGUGCAGACUUUUGUACACUGACCACUCUUCAUGAAGGGGAAGCAUACUGUUCUCAGGCCAUCAGUAAGACUGACCGUCUCGGGCUUCUAAUCUCUGGCAGAAUGAAUGUUUACCAUCAUCACAACUUACUCCACCAGAUACAGGAGAUGGAGUUUAUUGAUUCUCCCGAGUUUGAGUCUGGAGUUACUGGGGAUGAAAAGUAUCAGGUGUCUAUUUUUGCUGUAUCCACCUGUCGGUAUAUUUUCUGGCCACGACAAGGUCUGGAGUACCUGUUGAUCAAAGAACCUUACCUGGCCAACGUCAUCAACGCCAUGCUUGGCCGUGAUAUUACCACCAAACUCUAUGCCUUGAAUGAAAAGGUUACUUCUCCUAAAGGAGCGAGGAUGGAUAUCCGUCUACCCACGGUCUCAUCCACCAUCAAGGCUAAACCAGACCUUCGCAAAACUGUGGUCGGGAUGAUUGAGGAUCUAUCUCAGAAUGAGGCUAGACAAAAUGGCAGCAAGACUCGGAGCAAUAAAAGGGAUGUCGCUGAAAUCAACAAACUGACAAAGCCAAAUAUAGAGGAGGAGGAAGAUGAUCCGUAUUUAGACGAUUCUGUUGAGGAGAAUGAAAAGACAGAGUUGCUGAAUGGCCAUGUGCGCCCUCCAUUGUUUGGGGGUCCCAGUCUGUCAACCUGUAGUGAAACACCGUCGGGAUCUCGAGGAUCUGUAAAUUCAGGACUACAUUUCAACAUUUGAGCAAUCAAAAUACUGAUCCUGCAAUGAUGGAUGGAAUUUGACUUUUUGUGUUUCAAUAUUUCUUCAUCUUAAUUGUUUUUAAACAAAUCUGAAAUUGACAAUUUAAAAACAUGUUUGGCAAUCUGAAAAAAAAAGUGUUUUCAUGGGGAAAAUGAGCAUGCUUAAUUCCCCUGUCAAUGAUUGUAUCAUUCAGCUUGAAAUGGUGAAAAUUCUUUACAGGAAACUGCAUUUUUUCUAAAUCAAUUUCCUCUGUAGGUAUUGGCUUUCUAAUCCUCUUUCUGGUUCAUCGUUAUAUUCGGUUACGUUGUCUGGUUGUUAAUUCUGGUUACGUAUUUUGUAGAUGUGUGAUGUGAUUUCCCUCAUGCAUACAUCUUUGGCCUUGUAACUUCCAUUAUCUGAUACGCUUAAACACCAAACCCUCUUUAAAUUUCAGUGUUAGGAUACAUUUGUGCAUUACCUAAUGAAGCUGUGAAAUGAUUAUCAUUUCUGUUCAUUCUGCUGUGAAGAGCGUUGUUGUCAGCUCUCAGAACUGGAGACAACAAAGAGAUCAAGAUUACUGUAAUGAUGUGCAGUAACUAUAGUUUUUACAUGUGUUAUUGUUAUUUAUUAACACAACACCCGCAUCUUUGUGUCAGACUAAUGCCAUCACAAGACCGGUGCCAUUUAUAAUAAGGCCUUCCUGGUAUUCCCUGAUGAGUAUAUCAUUACGUUCACUUCCUUUUUUUUUAGUAUUUUGGAAGAUUUUUUAGCAGUAUAGAACAGAAUUGUCAAAGAAAUAGCAUUUUUCUUUCCCAUACAAACCAUACUUAGCUAUAUGAAGUCAAAGAGUAGAAAAACUCUUAGCAUUAUUUGAUUGUGCAAACGUAUUACAGAACACCGUUUAAGCUACUCGCAUAUAACUUAGAACACUCUGUGCUGUGUUCAGAAAGAAAGAUUAGAUGACAGAUUUAAGGUGAUUUACAUCCACUUCCUGUUAGAUAAGAGUUGUCAACCUAUGAUUCCCAUCAGAUGAUUACCUAAUCUGGUAUGAUAAAUCCACUUCCUGUCUAAUAAGUGUUUUCAUUAUUAGGCCCAUGAUAUGAUUUCCAGAUUGAGUGCUAAUCCACUUCCUGUUAGAUUUCUGUUAUGAUGUCCUUAAUGUGAUUUCUUGAUUGAGUGUAAUCGAUCCACUUCCUGUUAAAUUAUUGUUGUUAUUAUGAGGCCCAUGGUGUGAUUUUCUGAUUGAGUAUAAUUAAUCCACUUCCUGUUGAAAUAUUAUUGUUGUUAUGAGGUCCAUGGUGUGAUUUCCUGAUUGAGUAUAAUUAUUCCACUUCCUGUUAGAUUACUGUUGUUAUUAUGAGGCCAAUGUAAUCCACUUCCUGUUCGAUUACUGUUGUUAUCAUAAGGCCAUUGUUCUGAUUUUAUGAAUGAGUGUAAUUAAUCCACUUCCUGUUCGAUUACUGUUGUUAUUAUGAGGCCAAUGUUCUGAUUUUAUGAAUGAGUGUAAUUAAUCCACUUCCUGUUCGAUUAAUGUUGUUGUUAUUAUGAGGCCCAUGAUGUGUAAAAGAUUUGUGUAUCAUCAGCCUCUUAUAUUUGUUGUUUGCUUUGUUUGUAAAUAAAUUAAUUUGUUGUCUAUUUUA
Molecule: messenger RNA, 4375 nt
Organism: Pecten maximus
Lineage: Eukaryota; Metazoa; Mollusca; Bivalvia; Pectinida; Pectinidae
Product: popeye domain-containing protein 3-like
Exons: 8
Coding region: 1530-2756 (408 amino acids)
Cellular component (GO): sarcolemma
Molecular function (GO): cAMP binding
Source: RefSeq, a predicted model, not a curated record